Messenger RNA from Talaromyces stipitatus ATCC 10500, 1173 nucleotides. Its product is annotated as proline iminopeptidase, putative. The transcript is spliced from 6 exons. The record is from RefSeq and is a predicted model, not a curated record. Gene Ontology annotation, cellular component: mitochondrion. Lineage: Eukaryota; Fungi; Ascomycota; Eurotiomycetes; Eurotiales; Trichocomaceae. The coding region runs from base 37 to 978 and encodes 313 amino acids.
AAGCACACCAAAGCUGUCCACAGACACAGCCAUAACAUGUUUUUGCUGUCGACACGGCUCAAAACCGCCGCAAGGAUCCGGAAUGGCUACUCCAAAUGUUUAUUCUCCUCGUCCACCCCUUUCAGAAUUGAAUUGGCAUAUCAAUUGAUUGAGCCGCCAACGCAAGAGAAGAAACGUAAUGGACAGCCCAUUGUGUUUAUGCAUGGAUUUAUGGGGAAUAAAUUGAAUAAUCGGAGCAUCAGCAAAGCUCUCGCACGAGACUUGAAUCGGGAUAUCUAUAUCGUGGAUCUCCGAAAUCACGGCGAUUCUCCGCAUGUACCAGAACACACAUACACACAUCUCGCAAACGAUGUAUCCGACUUCAUCAAGCUACAUCGCCUCAGAAAGACGGUUCUAAUAGGACAUUCGAUGGGUGCCAAAGCGGCCAUGGUACUUGCUCUGCAAUCACCAGAAACCGUUACCGGUCUAAUCCCUGUCGACAACGCGCCCGUAUCCGCCAUGCUAGGUUCUCCAUUUAAUGACUACGUCAAGGGCAUGAAAGAGAUUUCCGAAGCCCGCGUAACAAGACAGAGUGAAGCUGAUCAGAUCUUGGCGAAAUACGAACCUUCCCUCGCAAUCCGCCAAUUCCUCCUAACAAACCUGAUCCGAGACCCAGAAACAGACAACAAAACCCUGAAAUUCCGCGUUCCCAUUGACACCCUAGGCUCAAAUCUUGACGAAAUGGCCGACUUCCCCUGGAAAUUCGACAGAGAGAACGACAGCAACAACGCAGACCUGCCAACGUACAAUGGUCCAACACUCAUUGUUCGCGGCUUGCAAUCGAAAUACGUCAGUGAUAAGAGGUUACCAGCCGUCAAGCGUUUCUUUCCCAAUGCCCAGAUUGUAGGUAUUGAUGCUGGUCAUUGGGUUAUUUCGGAGAAGCCGGAGGAGUUUAGACAGGCGGUAGUAAAGUUCUUCCGUGAGAACGAUAUCGAGUAAUAUUGAUCGAUUCGGGUUGGUCCAUAUACGAUAGAUCUCCUUUUGAAAUGCCCACUUCUUGCAUUUGACUGUAUUUCUUGAGGGGAGGGCAUUUUUGUAAUGUACAUAGAUUUAUAGGUCGCAUACAUAUGUGCACAAUCAAGCCAUGGGUUGAUUGUUAAAAAGUGGGAUUCAUGGACGACGUUUCAAUUGUGC